ACGCGGCAUAACAUCUAGAUACGCCAUAUCCUGUUCCAGCUGUCAAAUAAAAAAUGGCGUUGCUUCUAAGAACCUUCACCCGACAGGGCACUUGCUUGUUCCGCCCUCAGUUUGGCAUUCUAUGCAGACAUGCUGUUCCAAUGGGAACCACAGCAAAUGAGGAAAUGAACACGUUUUGGGCCAAAAACAACAAAUUGAACCGACCCAUGUCGCCACAUCUGACCAUCUAUAAGUGGUCAUUGCCUAUGAUGAUGUCCAUCACACACAGAGGCACAGGAGUGGGACUCAGUGGAGGUAUCUCAGCAUUUGCUCUAUUAGCACUGGUGUUGCCAGGUAACUAUCCAUACUACCUUGACCUGAUCCACUCCCUGUCUGUUGGUCCUGCUCUGCUCAGCCUUGCCAAGUUUGGCAUUGCCUUCCCUGUGUCCUACCACACCUUGAAUGGAAUCCGCCAUCUGUUCUGGGAUAGCGGUAAGGGAUUUAAGAUUCCUGAGGUGUAUCGCUCGGGCUACGUGGUCAUUGUGCUGUCAAUACUGACCUCCAUUGCUGCCAUUGCAUACAUGUGAGCAGCAUGACGAGAGCAGAGAAAAGGAGUGCAGGAAGAGAGAGAGAGGGGGCGGACACGAGGGAUGUUUUUUUUAAAUGUUCUUGUCUUUGUGUCCCCAACACAGUAAUUGAAUGAAUAAAUAAAUGUCUAACCUA
Molecule: messenger RNA, 702 nt
Organism: Oncorhynchus masou masou (cherry salmon)
Lineage: Eukaryota; Metazoa; Chordata; Actinopteri; Salmoniformes; Salmonidae
Product: succinate dehydrogenase cytochrome b560 subunit, mitochondrial-like
Exons: 6
Coding region: 54-566 (170 amino acids)
Biological process (GO): mitochondrial electron transport, succinate to ubiquinone; tricarboxylic acid cycle
Cellular component (GO): membrane
Molecular function (GO): oxidoreductase activity, acting on the CH-CH group of donors; electron transfer activity
Source: RefSeq, a predicted model, not a curated record